This is a messenger RNA of Papaver somniferum (opium poppy), 4067 nucleotides long. RefSeq names its product protein EXPORTIN 1A. Gene Ontology annotation, cellular component: cytoplasm; nucleus. Gene Ontology annotation, biological process: protein export from nucleus; ribosomal large subunit export from nucleus; ribosomal small subunit export from nucleus. NCBI's taxonomy places the organism in Eukaryota, Viridiplantae, Streptophyta, Magnoliopsida, Ranunculales, Papaveraceae. Gene Ontology annotation, molecular function: small GTPase binding; nuclear export signal receptor activity. The transcript is spliced from 32 exons. The record is from RefSeq and is a predicted model, not a curated record. The coding region runs from base 224 to 3448 and encodes 1074 amino acids.
CAGUUUAAAACAUUAAAAAAAAAAAAAAAAAAUCGAGACGAAACCUAAAACCCCAAAUCCUUCUUUCUUCUUCUUCAUCUUCCCCCUUUUUUGUUUUCAAACUUGAGUACUCUCUCUCUUUAUACUACUAGUGAGUUUUAGGGUUUCAUUAUUGAAUACUCCCUCAGUAGUUGUAGUGAACGAGAAGAUUAGUUGAAGAUUUCAAUCGUCACUGCAGAGAGUCAUGGCGGCCGAGAAACUUAGGGAUUUAAGUCAACCGAUUGAUGUUCCCGGACUGGAUGCUACAGUUGCUGCUUUUUAUGGAACGGGAUCUAAAGAAGAGAGAACAGCAGCAGAUCAAAUUUUGAGGGAGUUGCAGAACAACCCAGAUAUGUGGUUGCAAGUGGUUCACAUUCUACAGAACUCUCAGAACUUGAACACUAAGUUCUUUGCGUUGCAGGUUCUCGAAGGUGUGAUUAAGUAUAGGUGGAAUGCAUUGCCCGUUGAACAAAGGGAUGGAAUGAAAAAUUACAUAUCAGAAGUGAUUGUGCAGCUCUCAAGCAAUGAUGCUUCUUUUCGUCGGGAAAGGCUGUAUGUUAACAAACUCAAUAUUAUCUUAGUUCAGAUCUUGAAACAUGAGUGGCCAGCUAGGUGGCGAAGCUUUAUUCCGGAUCUUGUUUCAGCAGCGAAGACAAGUGAAACAAUAUGUGAGAAUUGCAUGGCUAUAUUAAAGCUUCUCAGUGAAGAGGUGUUUGACUUUUCACGUGGUGAAAUGACUCAGCAGAAGAUCAAAGAGCUAAAACAAUCAUUGAAUAGUGAGUUUCAACUUAUUCACGAGCUAUGCUUAUAUGUACUAUCUGCAUCUCAAAGAACUGAGCUUAUAAGGGCAACACUGGCUACGUUGCACGCUUUCCUUUCAUGGAUUCCUCUGGGCUACAUCUUUGAAUCCCCACUGCUAGAGACACUUCUGAAUUUCUUUCCUGUGGCGGCAUAUAGGAAUCUUACUCUCCAAUGUUUGUCAGAGGUUGCUGCCCUUCAGUUUGGAGACUUCUAUAACAUGCAGUAUGUGAAAAUGUACACUAUUUUCAUUGCACAAUUGCAGAAUAUUCUUCCGCCCGGAACAAACCUUCCUGAUGCGUAUGCACAGGGUUCUACUGAUGAGCAGGCAUUUAUUCAGAAUGUGGCAAUGUUUUUUACUGCAUUUUUCAAGUCUCAUAUUCGAGUACUUGAAGUCACCCCGGAGAAUAUAACUGCACUUCUAAUGGGUCUUGAAUAUCUGAUUGGAAUCUCAUAUGUAGAUGAUACUGAGGUUUUCAAGGUCUGUUUGGAUUAUUGGAACUCUUUAGUCUUGGAGCUGUUUGAGGCACAUAAUGCGUUGGAUAGCCCUGCUGCGACCGCAAAUGCUAUGGGUCUUCAGAUGCCAAUGCAUUCCGGCAUAGUUGAUGGUGUGGGAUCUCAAAUUGUACAGCGACGUCAACUCUUUGCAGCUCCUAUGUCUAAGUUGAGACUGCUUAUGAUCUGUCGUAUGGCCAAGCCUGAAGAGGUUUUGAUCGUUGAAGAUGAAAAUGGCAAUAUUGUGCGUGAAACCAUGAAGGACAACGAUGUCCUUGUUCAGUAUAAGAUAAUGAGGGAGACACUGAUAUACUUGUCGCACCUUGAUCAUGAGGAUACCGAACAUCAGAUGUUGAAAAAGCUGAGUAAACAGUUAAAUGGCGAGGAUUGGUCAUGGAAUAACUUAAACACAUUGUGCUGGGCAAUAGGGUCUAUAUCCGGGUCCAUGAUGGAAGAGCAGGAAAACAGGUUUCUUGUAAUGGUGAUUCGAGAUUUACUAAACUUAUGUGAAAUCACAAAAGGGAAAGACAACAAAGCUGUAAUUGCGAGUAACAUCAUGUAUGUUGUCGGACAGUACCCGAAGUUUUUGAGAGCUCACUGGAAAUUCUUGAAAACUGUUGUGAAUAAGCUGUUUGAAUUCAUGCAUGAAACACAUCCUGGAGUGCAGGAUAUGGCCUGUGAUACAUUCUUAAAGAUAGUCCAAAAGUGCAAGCGCAAAUUUGUCCUUGUACAGGUUGGGGAGAGUGAGCCUUUCGUAUCGGAGCUUCUAACAGGCCUUCCAACUACAAUUGUGGAUCUUGAGCCUCAUCAGAUUCAUACAUUUUAUGAAUCAGUUGGUACCAUGGUGCAAGCAGAGUCUGACCCCCAAAAAAGGGAUGAGUAUCUCCAGAGAUUGAUGGAAUUGCCAAAUCAGAAAUGGGCUGAAAUUAUUGGACAAGCACGCCAGAGCGUUGACUUUCUGGAGGAUCAAGAUGUGAUCCGGACUGUAUUGAACAUAUUGCAGACAAAUACAAGUGUUGCUACUGCACUAGGAACAUUUUUCUUACCACAAAUAUCUUUGAUCUUUUUGGACAUGCUGAAUGUGUACAGAAUGUACAGCGAGCUUAUUUCAAGUAGUAUCACAGAGGGUGGGCCCUUCGCGUCAAAAACUUCCUACGUAAAACUUUUGCGAUCAGUAAAAAGGGAGACUCUCAAGCUCAUUGAGACAUUUCUGGACAAGGCUGAAGAUCAACCCCAAAUUGGAAAGCAGUUUGUGCCGCCAAUGAUGGAUCCUGUUCUUGGUGAUUAUGCGAGAAAUUUGCCUGAUGCGAGGGAGUCCGAAGUUCUUUCACUAUUUGCAACAAUCAUAAACAAGUACAAAGGUGUGAUGACAGAGGAUGUUCCUCGCAUAUUCGAAGCUGUGUUUGAAUGUACCCUUGGGAUGAUUACAAAGAACUUUGAAGACUAUCCCGAACACCGUCUUAAAUUCUUUUCGUUACUGCGAGCGAUUGCUACACAUUGUUUCCCAGCUUUUAUUAUUUUGUCGAGCCAGCAAUUGAAGCUUGUCAUGGAUUCCAUUAUAUGGGCUUUCAGACACACAGAAAGAAAUAUUGCUGAAACUGGGCUCAACCUCCUGUUGGAGAUGCUGAAAAAUUUUCAGGUUUCCGAGUUUUGCAAUCAGUUCCACCGGACUUACUUCGUGACAAUCGAGCAAGAGAUUUUUGCUGUCUUAACUGAUACAUUUCAUAAACCUGGUUUCAAGCUACAUGUUCUAGUCCUGCAGCACUUAUUUUGCCUGGUGGACUCCGGCUCAUUAACAGAGCCUCUGUGGGAUGCGGCAUCUGUGCCUUACCCUAACAACACAGUGUUUGUUCGUGAAUACACUAUUAAGCUUCUGGGUUCAUCAUUUCCCAACAUGACUACUGCAGAGGUCACACAGUUUGUAAGUGGGCUGUUUGACUCAAGAAAUGACCCUGCCAGUUUCAAGAAUCAUAUCAGAGACUUCCUUGUGCAGUCCAAAGAAUUCUCAGCUCAGGAUAACAAGGAUCUUUAUGCUGAGGAGGCAGCUACUCAGAGAGAAAAGGAGCGCCAGAGGAUGCUUACAAUCCCAGGACUUAUUGCUCCCAGUGAGCUACAAGAUGAGAUGGUUGAUUCAUAGUGAAUUUGGAUCAAUCCCAAAUGGUUUGUUCAUUUUGCUAACUGUAGCCCUUCUCCUCGCUUUCACUCGAAAGAUUUUCUCAAGGGGAGCUUCAGAAUGACUGAUCACAGGCUUCUCUGCGGUGUCGUUCCAAAAUCACCCCUCUUGUUAUUUUUAUUUUUAUAUUUUGUUCAUUUCUCCCUGAUCUUGUUCUUUUAGAUUAGUGGUGGUGGUUAUGGUUGGGUAGGCUGAUUGUUUGGGGGGUGGGAGCGCCACCUCUAGGGAACAACAAGGGCUUUCUUUGGACUGCUGGUGAUACUUGCAGGAUGCCGGUGCUUGUUGGUUGAAGUAGGUAGGGGUAGCUCUUGGUUUGUUGGGUUUUGUUUUAUAGGGUUUAAAUAUUAUAUUCAAUGCUAAUGUAGAGAAAGAAAGUAUUAGUCAACAAUUUUCUGGCCACUUCCAGAGGUUUGUGUUUUUCUUGCUUGUUGCUUAUGAAGGGGCAUGUAUUGAUUAGUGAUGUUUUGAAGCAAUUCACUGUUUGAAAUGCCUCUUUAGAAUUGAUUGUUGGCCAGUGAAAUCGAUAUUAAGUUUGUAUACCAACUCUAAAAAGAUAUGUGCCUAUGUUUUUCUUUUAGUUUUA